GACUCUAUUAAUACCACACUAAUUCCAUGCAUAUUCUCUAUUAAACCAGAGAAAAGCAGAAAACAGAACAGAAUCUCUGGAAAAGAAAAAAUGAGAGACAUGGGUGAAUUAUGGUCUCAACUAGGUUCACUCAUGGCUACCAUAAUGUUUGUGUAUGCCAUGUAUGAGCAAUUCUUCCCACACCACCUUCGAGUCUAUGUCAGAAAAUACACACAAAGAUUCACACGCUUAAUGUACCCUUACAUCCAAAUCUCCUUUCCUGAGUUCUCAGGCGAAAGGUUGAAGAGAAGUGAAGCAUACACUGCCAUAAGAACCUACCUCAGUGCAAACUCUUCUCAAAGAGCACAAAGGCUCAAAGCUGAAGUUGACCAGGGUAGGCAAGACUCUGUGGUGCUUUCCAUGGACGACAAUGAAGAGAUCACAGAUGAGUUCCACGGUGUUAGACUGUGGUGGAGUGCAAACUACACACUCCCAAGAACACAGUCAUUCUCAUUCUACCCUUCUUCAGAAGAGAAGAGAUUUCUAACCCUAACGUUUCACAGGCGCCACCGUCACCUCAUCACCACCUCUUACAUCCAACAUGUGUUGAAGAAAGGAAGAGCCAUUGCAGUUGACAAUAGGAAGCUCAAGUUGUACACCAACAACCCCAGUAACGAUUGGUAUGGUUGGAAACGUACCAAGUGGAGUCAUGUGAAUUUUGAGCAUCCGUCGAGGUUUGACACUCUUGCAAUGGAUCCAAAGAAGAAGGAAGAGAUAGUGAAGGACCUUGAGAGGUUCAAGACAGGAGAAAAGUACUAUGCUAAAGUAGGGAAGGCUUGGAAGAGAGGAUACUUACUGUACGGUCCCCCAGGAACUGGGAAAUCAAGCAUGAUAGCUGCUAUGGCGAAUUACAUGAACUAUGAUGUGUAUGAUCUUGAACUGACAGCAGUGAAGGAGAACACCGAGUUAAGGAAGUUGUUGAUUGAAACAUCAAGCAAGUCGAUUAUAGUGAUUGAGGACAUCGAUUGCUCUCUUGAUCUGACUGGGCAAAGGAAGAAGAAGAAGGAGAAGAAAGAUGAGGAUGAGGAGGAGAAGCAGAAAAAUAAUCCUGCGAAGAAAGCUGAGGAAGAAGAGAAGAAGGAAAGUAAGGUGACUCUAUCAGGGUUGUUGAAUUUCAUUGAUGGGAUUUGGUCAGCGUGUGGUGGAGAGAGGAUCAUAAUCUUCACGACAAACUUUGUGGAGAAGCUUGAUCCUGCUCUCAUAAGGAGGGGAAGGAUGGACAAGCACAUAGAAAUGUCAUACUGUGGCUAUGAAGCAUUCAAGGUGCUGGCCAAGAACUACUUGGAGGUUGAAUCACACAGUUUGUUUCCCACUAUUGAGAAGUUGAUGGGAGAGACCAAUAUUUCACCUGCUGAUGUAGCUGAGAAUCUAAUGCCUAAAUCAGCUGAUGAAGAUCCAGAAAUCUGCUUGAAGAGUUUGAUUGAGUCUCUUGAAGAGGCCAAGAAGAAGGCAGAAGAGGAAGCAGAGAAAAAGGCCAAGGAGGAUAAGAAAGAGAAUGAAAAGAAAGAGUUAGUCAAAGAUGAAAAAGUUGAAGCUUCUGAAAAAUCUGGAGAAGAGGUGAAAGAAAAUGGCAUCCAUUAGUUUAGAUUAUGAUUAGUCAUGUUAGUGACACAAUACCUAUGAUGUUGUAUUUUAUGUUGUUAUAUGACUCUUAGUUUUCUGAAGCAAUAGAUCAAAUCAAAGGUUACUCAAAUGUCUGAGAUAUGUUAACUAUAUUAAU
This is a messenger RNA of Vigna umbellata (rice bean), 1759 nucleotides long. RefSeq names its product AAA-ATPase ASD, mitochondrial-like. Gene Ontology annotation, molecular function: ATP hydrolysis activity; ATP binding. The record is from RefSeq and is a predicted model, not a curated record. NCBI's taxonomy places the organism in Eukaryota, Viridiplantae, Streptophyta, Magnoliopsida, Fabales, Fabaceae.